Messenger RNA from Ectocarpus siliculosus, 997 nucleotides. The record is from the annotation of a GenBank genome assembly. NCBI's taxonomy places the organism in Eukaryota, Phaeophyceae, Ectocarpales, Ectocarpaceae.
AUGCCGGACACCUUGAAGCUCAGGGCUCGGGCCAAGGAGCUCCCUGACAAGGCGAGUGCCUCUUUCGCCGCCGCUAUCUUCGAGCUGGGUCUCAAGCACUCAUCCCCUAAGGUGCUGAUGAAGCUCAUGCCCCCGAAGGCCAACAGCCUGACGACGGAACACAUCAAGAGCCGGCUACAGAAGUACCGCCUCCACGCACACCGAUCCAAGGUGGGCGACAUCCGCGACUUGGGCGCGCAGUGCGUACGGGAGCAGCUCUACCUGCAGGAGGUCCUGCGGCAGCACAUUUCCGCACAGCUCAAGCUCCAAGCAGAGAUCCACGAGCACCUCACCACCGCCGCCGCCGCCCCUUCCCCCCUAGACGGGAGCAACAGCGAGGUUUUCAACGAGGAGCAGGCGGUGGAGGGGAAGGGGGGAGAAGAAGCAGCUCGAUGAUGAGCCGGGGGUUGAGAGGUAUUUUGGGACGAAUCGUGCGGUACAUUUUUCUGUUACGAGGGGUUUGAGCGGUAUUGGGACGAAUCUUGUGGUACAUUUUUCUGUCACGCGGGGGUUUGGUCGAUAUUUUGGGACGAAUCGUGUGGUACGUUUUUCUGUCACGCGGGGGUUUGGUGGAUAUUUUGUGGCCGAACUCUUGUCGUAUGUUUCUGUUACGAGGGGGUUGAGCAGUAUAUUGGGACGAGUCUUGUGGUACGUUUCUGUUGUGCGACCGUAAGGAGGGGGUUGAGCGGUAUUUGUAACGGUGUACAUUUCUGCAGGGCGGCGUAGCAGCCUCUCGACAGCAGUCGGAAAGGAGGAUUGAGAAUGUGUAAGAGAGGGGCGGGGGGGCAUUUGCGCUGUAGUGAGGGUAGGAUUGUCGACUAUUUACAUCAGGAUGCGACACCACCAGCUCGGGAGGGGAAAACAGUAAAUGGGUAGCGGGAGGGAGGUCUUUUUGGACGCUGUUGGUUGUUGAUGUUUUUAUUGUUGUCGUCAGGGUCGAAAAAAGCGUUUCCGUCUC